This is a messenger RNA of Seminavis robusta, 3159 nucleotides long. The record is from the annotation of a GenBank genome assembly. NCBI's taxonomy places the organism in Eukaryota, Bacillariophyta, Bacillariophyceae, Naviculales, Naviculaceae.
AUGAAGACGCCUGGAAGAAGGGGCUCGAAACGGUCUGCCUUGACCCCGCUUCAUGGCAACCUCAUCCGAUCUUCGUCCAAGAGGCGUCCGUCAUUGCCGUCAUUUUUAGCCAAGACGCCCAAGCUUCGGUUCAAACCAACAGUGGAAAAGAGCUCCGAAAGAAGUAUCAGUUGGGCGCUUCCAUGGAAUGCUGAUACAAAGACACCUCAAGUGAGCAAUCGCACUGCAGCAGCACCGAACGACCACCGCAUGCCUCCGAACCAGUAUCCAUCGAACUGGAAGGAGUCGACCCAUACACUUGAAGAACAACAAUCGAAUCACUUGACAGAUCGUACAGGCUACAAGGAGCGUCGAGUCGGCCUUGUGGGUCAAUCCAAGAAAUCGCGCUUGAAUGACGACGGCUCUGACAUGGACCUUGAUUCGGAUACAACCAGUGCAGGGAAGGCCUUGGACGAUGAUGCGAGAGGAAAUCCUCUUGGGAAUGAGUGGAAAGCCAAUGAGAAGCUCUCGUCAAAUGACCAGCGUUCCAAGAUGCCAAUGCGACAAGUGGCAGCACAGCAAAAUAGAGUGGCUUUGGGUGGGCGGCCGAGUGAAACAACAGGUCAUCACAACCCGACACUGCGACGAAGAGCAAACAUUUCUCAGCACACAGCAUAUUCGGACAAGUACCGUGGCACUCACUUGCUCAGCAAACCUUCUCCUGAUGACAAAGCAGCAUUCUAUGGAGCAAGUGGUAGACCGAAAAUGGAACCACUCAAUGGCCUUGAGAUUGGCGGUCGUCGCACGCAGCUUGUGGCAUCUCUUGACGAAGAUGAUGUAACCCUGGACAGUCUCUUGUCUGGGUCAUCAUCAGAGUCCGAGACAGAGGAAAACUCUUUUGACUAUCAUUUUACAAAGGACUUGUACGAUUUGGGCAGUGGCAGUGAAGCAAGCUCCGAUAGCAAUGGCAGCGUUUUGACCAAUCAUGCGGUCCAACAAAACCCUGUUCAUCAUGUAGAUGGGAGCCAACACAAGCCAGGAAUCCGGGCAGUGGAACAGGAUUCCCUUGAGAUAUGGACGCAACCAGACGACGAAGCAAGCACUACCUCCAUGGAAUUCAGCUUUGAAAUGAAUGGGAGAAGCUACCUGCAUCCUCCUCUGCCUUCUGGAUGGACCUUGCGAGUCUCCAAGGAUCUCAACCGUCCGUUCUACUGUCACCCCGAGCGUGAACCCACUUUUUACUGCCCAGUGAUUCUGCCGCGGAGACCACAAGUGGGUCAAACCAAUCCUGGAGCACAAGUAGUGCCUCCGGUUGUCAGAGCAGGCAACCCCGACAUUGCUUCCUUCUCACGGAAUCAAUACGACGAACACUUCAUCGAUGCAGUGCUGGGGAAGCCUACUAGGAAGGUGGCUACAGCCUCUUUGGGUUCCCACCACAAUCGCAGCCACAGCCUGGCAUCAUCGAAUGAUACACGGCGGAAAUCGCAAAGACCAAAGGCACUCAAGCAUCCAUGCGCAACAGGGACAGUGAGUCCGGCACCUAGACACCCAGUGAGGAUGAGUGAAGGUACUGCUAGUCUGGCAUCACCGUCCCUAUUGAAGAUGAAGAAAUUCCCUUGGCAUGGCGAUGACGACGAUGACGACAUCUUGGCGUCCCCUCCACUUUCUCAAGUACACAUACCGGAGUGUUUCCGGUUGCCACUGGUUUUUGAUCUUCUAGGCCAAACUGAUGAGCAUACCGGUAGGCCCCCCUCCGCGCCCACUGCAGGCACUGAUAACCAUGAGGAAUCUCCCCAUACAACCAGGAAGCAAACCCAGGAUGAGUCUCCUGGUGGCGACAUGGACCUUUCAUCGGAGACCUCCGAAAGCAAUCAAUCUGCCAAACCGCGUGGUGCCAGCUCAAGCAACAACACAGAAGCGGCAGAGCCUGCUGAAUCCACCAAGGCAGAACCAAGAAAUGAGCAGGGGGGCAAAGCGAACGCCAAUGCUGACGAUGCAUCAGGAGAGAAAGCGGCCUCGUUUGCUCCAGAUACACCGGCAGCUGAUAGUAGACUUGAAGAUAGUACUGCAGACACAACUGAAGGACAGAAGAAGAGUAACAGUGAAGAUGACACAAUCCUGGAGGAUGAUAGCGACAAUUUCCAGUCUUUCCCUUCCCCCUCAGACGAGAAUCACGGUGAUGGGACGGACGACGACAAGUUGGAAUCACCACUAUCAGCAAAGCCAGUAUCGCCGCCGUCCGCCAAGUCUGGUUCCCAGCAUACAACAACUUUGGAAUCACCAGUGUCAACCACGGCUGGAUCAUCACCUCACAAUUCCAACAUGGAUGAGAGCCCGGCUGUGCAUGCAGCCGAGAGUCCAGCCGCAGGUUCAAUAGGAACACCGUCCAGCAGUGCAUCCAAAAGCCCAGCAGAGAGUUCAAUUAGAAGUGAAGCAGAGAGCCAAAGCCAAACUCUGUUGAAGAGCGCCAAAACUCCAGCCAGGAGGGCAAACAAGUCGAAGAAUUCUGUCAUAACAAGACAGCAGACGCCUGCCAAACGAGCAGCCAAUGGAUCGGUCAAGUCAAUUGAUUCUGCACAAAGCUCCAUUGCUAGUGGACGGGCCGAGGAAAUGACACCGGAAGAGGAAGUUCCUCCUGCAACCGAUCGUGGGCAUUCGACCGAGAAGUCCACAAAGAGCUCGCAGACGCAACCAAGCAGCACGCGCAACAGAGAUGCCCAUGCACUCGGAGGCUUGGCUAGAAUGGCAACUGGAGUAAUCGACAGGUCUGCUGACAGCGACGGCGCAAGCUACAACGGCGAUGUUCCAAUCCGUGCAUCAAUGACAUCCGCUGGCUCCAGUUCCCCAAGAGUCAACUUGGAAAAGGCAAAGUUCUACGAUCAGGAAGACCAAGCGAGCAAGGUCGGAUCUUCCUCGGGCUCUGUGCGAUCUAGUGGAAGUCCAUUCUCGAAUGCAAGCUCUCACCAGGGCUCACAAUCAGCGCCAUUCCCCGUACCCAGUGGGAGCCCAGGUUCAAUUCAGAGCCCACAUUCGAGUACCAGCUCUCGUUGGUAUCAUUACGACAAUCGUCCAGAUAGCCUUCAAAAUCUGCCAUCGUUGCACAAACGAGGAAAAUACGGGAGGCUAUUCAAGUUUCCUCCUCGAUGCCCAGAAGGAGCCUUUCCCGAAAGUCAAGUUUGA